AGCUUGCCCGACCCGCAAACUACACGACCCGCUCCGUCAGUGUGACAGUGUCUCGACAUGCAAGUGAUAGCUACGUUACUCUUCGCGAGCGUGCUGGCCGGCGUCCGAUCCGUCAUCCGGACCCCUCUUGAGGCGUUUAGGCCUUCCGGAGAGAUCCACAUCCGAAGGCCGGACAAACUACCGCUUCUCCCGCACAGGCGGAACUCUGUCCCAACGAAAAGUGGUCUCAGGAUUCUCUAUCAGACCGGAAUAUCCGAGGAAGAUCUACCUGACUGUAGAGCACGGCAGGUAUGCAGUAAAGUGGACUUAUACGAUCCAGCGCAACCGUGGAUCGAGAGGAAGUGUCGAUGUCUGGGACACAGGCCUUGUUCUAGUGAUCUAUCUGAUGAUGACAACCACACUCUAGCUGAUAAGACUACGCUGUACAAGACUUGUGAGCCAGUUAAGCGUUUGCCCAAAUGCCGGUAUUUUAAAGAUGCGGCUUGGAUCAUCUACUCCUUUCCUGAUAGCAACGCAACCCAGCAAAUUAUUAAUUGCCACUGCCCGAAGAAUUCAGUAACGUAUUUGUUAAAGAAAUUGCCGUACACGACACCUAGCGGAGAGCAGGGGAACCAGUAUCAGUUCGCGUGUUCACCGCAGAGCAGAUUGAGAUGUUCAAGAAAAGAGCCAUGCAAGCUUUUCAGCGCAAGGCGUCGACACGAACAGAUAGACGAAGUCAAUGCCAACACAAUAUGCCAGUGUCCCAGAGACCAUACUUGCCCGAAGCACCACACCGAGACUGGUGUCCUGCCGGGCGUGACGUACGUCGCUGAAGACAUCCGCACGUACCACGGUUACUGUAUGCCCGAACCACCGCCCGAAACCUACCGUUUCGUGGGCGACAAAGACUGAAGCCAAAACUAGAUACCCUUGACACAAAUUGUGAUCGCUUGCUGUGCAUUCCAAACGUACACUGGCUUUCGAAUUAGGCAGCUUCUAUGAUUUGCUCAUUACCUGUUUAGUACAAAAAGUAAUAACUAUAUUAGAACAUCAAAAAACUCAUUGAUAAUAGUGGAAAGAUAACUCGCGAACAAAGAUAGUAUUCGAUGUAAAUCUUAGUGAUACUGAUUAUUAUUUUAUCAAAACUCUUUAUUCACCAAAAAUUUUAAAAUUUAAAUAACUAUUAUUUAACACUAUUUAAUUGCGAUUUUUAGUCGAUUUAAGUUAAUGCGAAUAAAGAGCGUUGAUGCUAGUUACUUGUAUAUAAUUCGUGUAGUGCUUGCUAUUGCGUAUUGUUACUGUUUUAUUUGUAAAUAUUAAUAGGAGUAUAAGUAUCAUUCCAAACGUUUAGUUUAAAUUAUUAUUUUCUUCAUAUAUUAAUUAUUUACUUGCCAUACUUACUUAGUUGUUGCGUUUUUAUAAGUGAGUCUAUUUUGACUAGCAAUUUGUUCCGAGUCUUCCAUUCCAGUCACGAAGGCGUUAUUAUGUUCAUUGUUUUGUUUGUUUAUGGUAUAAAUAGUUUUUAUACAAUAAUAUUCGUUCGACAGCCAUAUUUUAAGUAUAUAU
This is a messenger RNA of Melitaea cinxia (Glanville fritillary), 1545 nucleotides long. It is a transcript of the gene aos, whose product is annotated as protein giant-lens. The record is from RefSeq and is a predicted model, not a curated record. The transcript is spliced from 4 exons. Lineage: Eukaryota; Metazoa; Arthropoda; Insecta; Lepidoptera; Nymphalidae. Bases 58 to 891 code for a protein of 277 amino acids.